CACUGAUAACAGCUGCUGCGAAACGGUAAACACAGAAGCUCUUUGAUUUGUCACCGUGAAUUUUCUCCUCUCAUCUCAGUGUGCGUGUUCACAACUCCUGAGCUCUAAGCCGAUCCGAAUUAGGUGCUCCUUUUGUUCUCCAAUUUAGACUCGCAACAGGGAUAAUGAUCGCGUGCUGAUAAGCCCAAUUACCCGGGUCUGCCGUGCGAGACUUUCCCGUCACUUCACUUGUCACUCGUUGUCAGUCGUGCUCGAAUCUCUGCUCGCGCGUACACUCCAUUCAUCGAUUUCCAUGUGUUUUGCGUGAAUCCGUACUCACGAUGGACCCAAAAAUCGUGAGUUUAUUGUGUUAUGUUCAAGCCAGCAUCCUGUCUCUCUUCCUGUGCAUCGGCCUCUCGGACCAGAGGGCCGUCUCUCUGAACCACAAGAAAUUGUUCCAUGACUUGAUCAGCGGUCAAGGAUUGUACAGCCCGGAGGAUAAGGUUCUCAUCCUGAAUGCCACCAACUUUAACAGCUCUGUUAUCAUGAACCCGAACCAGGCAUUAGUCGUCGAGUUCUACAACGCCUGGUGCGGACAUUGUAUCCGUUAUGCCCCAACGUGGAAGAACUUUGCUCGCAACAUACACAACUGGAAAGAUGUUGUCACCGUAGGUGCGGUCGACUGCUCUGCAGAAAUCAAUGGUCAGUUAUGUCGAGAUUAUGAGGUGAUGGCCUAUCCAACCUUGCGCUACUUCCCUCCCAACUCUCCGUUUGGAUUCUAUGGAGAUGACAUGAAACGUAUGUUCAACAUCAAUGAUCUGCGACACACGACAAUAGAAGCCAUGGAGAAAUCCGUCUCCGACAACAGAAGUGGCGCAUCCUGGCCAGAUGUUAAAGCAACAGAAAAUCUGACAGAAGCUCUAGCAGAGCUCCCUUCAGAGGUUGAAUUCAUCGCUAUUAUGUUUGACAAGCUCAAAUCAUUCGCUGGUGCCGAACUUAUCCUGGACUUCCACAAGGUACAAAAACUCAAAAUUUUCAGUGUAUUAGAGACUGACAGUGAUUCUGUUAGGUUAUAUGAUGUCAAAGAAUUUCCCAGUUUAUAUGUGAAACAGUCAGGGUCUUCAAAAUUGACUCAGUUGCCCGUUAGAAAUACAACAAGGGAAGAUUUUUAUGAUGCUAUGAAGGAUUUCCUCGGUAAGAAUGGAAUUUCAGUCCCCAAAAUAUCACCUAGCAAUGCAGCACCUGAAGUUCUAAAUCCUCAACAGAUAUUCGACAUCAUUAGCCAAGAGCAAACCCUAUCUGAUGACAAAGUAUAUCAGCUGGACUUGGAGAUGGCUCUCAGACAUGUGCUUUUCCAUGAGCUGCGUAUGCGUAAAGAAUUUGCUGGUGAAAGUCUACAUGCAUUGAAGCAUAUCGUUAGAGUGAUAGCCCGUUACUUCCCUGUAGACCCUGCUGGCAAAGCAUUGCUCCAACAGUUCAGCAAUGAUGUCUGGAACCACCCAGGAUCAAUGACUAUCGAUCAGUACAACAAAUAUGUUGAGCCCUUUGAAAAAGAAACAUCCAAGUAUCUGCUCAGCCCUGGUGGUUAUAUGAAUUGUGCGAAGAGCUCUACAAAGCCACCGUGCUCGCUGUGGCUCCUUUUUCACACGUUGACUGUUCAAGCUGAUGCCAAGCAUGAGGAUUACAAUGACUCAGAUCCCUUAGACGUUUUGCGGAGUAUGGCCGGUUAUGUGAAAAAUUUCUUCGGCUGUACGGAAUGCGCUCAUCACUUUUUAGGCAUGGCAGCUACAAUGCCUUCAGAGGUGGUAUCUUUUAAUAAAAGCAUUCUGUGGCUGUGGAAUGCUCAUAAUAAAGUGAACGCUCGUCUUAGUAAUGACUCAGUUGGUGGUCGUUUGAAAAUACAAUUUCCAUCUGCGAUAAAUUGUCCAAAGUGUAGGAACGGAAAUGAGUGGAAUGAGGAGGAAGUUUUAGAUCAUUUAAAGAGUGUUUACACAAAAAUCAGCUACCAUCCACUUCCAAAAGUCGAAACUACGGAAAGCCCAUCACACAGAAUGAAUGAUGCCGUCUCAAAUGAUGAGAUCGGCUACCGAGAAGAGGUUCUUAUCUCGUCCUCUGUAAACAUUAACUUUUUUGACAUAGGUUUUUGUAUUGGCCUGUAUGCCUUUUCAGCAACUGUGUUGCUGUUUAUCUGUAUUAAAUUUUUAGUCAAACGGGGUAACAGGAAGAAGUUCAACCCUUUUCUAGAGGCUUUUGGGCGAGGGUGAUGCCUGGUUUUUGUUAUCGUUUUUCUACUUUUUUAUUUUUUUGUUUGUUAGUUCCUGAUUUGUAAACUGAAGUGUUAGACCAAAGAAACGAAUUUAAGUUUAUAGCUUCAAGUUAAUCUGUAUGUAAAUUAACCUCUGUUGAGUGAUUUUUCUUUCUCUUAAGGAUUUUAUCUGUGUUUAUGUCACCAUCAAAAAUGUUUGAAAAGGGAGUUCAAUUUACCUAAUUUUUUUCUUCUUUUGACAUGUAAAAACAACUGCCUACCAAAUUCAAAGAAAUUCCUUUUAUUGGUUGAUCGCAGACAAAGAGUUUGAAUUUUUUAAAAGGUACAAAAUUUAUAAGCGGGAAUAUUUUUGUUCUAUUCAUAAUGCUGACAAAAGAUUUGUAUCAUUUUCACCUCACUUUCUUUAAUUGAAACAAUUAAGGAAUUUUUUUAGGAAAGUGAUUCUGCUACAAUUAUGCAAUUUUUCACAGCGUUUUCAGCAAAUGUAAUUCAUUUACAAUCGACUUUUUUCCAAACAGUAGUGAGGAAAAAUUCAAAUUAUUUUAAAAGGAAAAUGUGUGGCAAAGCCUUUAGAUAGGUCACUGCUUUGCACAAUCUUAUUAGCAUUUAAGGCUCCUUACACCCUUUAAUCAAAUAGGUAAGUCCUCAAUUCUAGGCGUAUUCUCCUUCAGGAAGUGUGACCAAAAUGGUUACCUUAGUUAAUAUCAUGACCACCAGAAACUUGUUUUUGAGGAAUGUCCUUUUUUUUGGUGAGAAAUGUUUUGAAAUUUUUGAGUCCGAAUCAAUUUUCUUUUGCAUUGCUUAAUACCGGAUUCUCCCUGUAAUGAAAUAUAAAUGGAAGAGAUAUCAGAAAGUCAGCAUUUUUUUCAAUUAAGCAGAGAUUUUGUAGAUUCUGUGAACGUUUUGGUUUUUUUCUUUAUUUUUUUGUUUUACAGCGAUAUAGAAAUGAUGAUUUAUCAAACAACUAAGCCACUAAUGGUGACAUUUGUUUCAAGAUUCUAUAGCUUUUGUUUUUAACAGAGAAAGUCUCACAAAACACAGCAUUCCUUAAUCUGAAGCUGCACACUCAUGCAAUUGCUUUCUUCAAAACAUGAAAGCGUAAAUCUUUCUCUAUGAAAUUGAACAAUACCUUUCUUUUCUUUUUUUCUCCCGAAACUAUUAUUUUAUGUACUAAUUAUUCAUAUUAGCUUGAUGAGCGUUUAUGAGGCUGUGAUUCUUUGAAUGUGGUAUUAAUGAGUAAUAAUGUUUCCAAUAUUCUUCCUUUAAUUUUGGUUUCAAAACUAUUUGCAUGGUUUGUGCAACCUUGAGAAGUCCUUGAUUUUGGAAAAAAUUUCAAGGCUUCAAAAGAGCUCGCAUUUUUGAGAAGUUUUUGAAGAGUGCUCAUAUUAUUAAUUUUUUAAUAAUUGUUAGUGGUAAAGAUUUGACUUUGAGAAAUAACAAAGCUCUUGAUGUUAAGUAAGUCGUUUGGAAAGACAUUACGAAGAAAAUUGUGAUCUAUUUUCAAAGAUAACCAAAUAUUACUUACUUGGGCUCACAAGACGAGGCAAAAACUGUAUGUUCAGGAAUCAAUUACAAAAGCUGUUUUGGAAAAUGCUUGAUUUUUUAUUCUCAAGGCCGCACAAAUCAUGUUUAAGCUGUAUUUGAAUCUUUUUUAUUCCUGGAAAAUUAAGUACAUCCAGAACAGUUUCCUGACAUCAAAUGAUCGAAGAUUCAAGUUUCAGUUUACAUCUUUGACUUCUUUGUUUUGAUGAAGAACAGAAUUUAGUUUUAAAUUAUUGAUAGAGUAGAAAGUCUUGGAGUUUUCCAAAGUAUUUUGUAAGGUAAAGGUUUUCUUCAUUUUUCAUUGUUGAAGUAUUCUUAAAAUUGCACCAACGCUUAUUUAUUUAUUUUCCUGCUUAAAAGGAGGUCAAUAUGCCCCAACACUUAAUUUUUCUUGUUAUCAAGUCAGUCUUUCUUGGAUGUGUCAUGUAAGAUCGAAUUUAUCACAUGGUAUAUCAUGAAGAGGUCCUGUUCUCAUGCAAGAUGUAUCGGAACUUGCUGUGGAGAGGAAAAAAAAUCUGACCAUACUUUCUAUCAGCAAAGGCAGUGAAUAAAAUAAAUAAACGUGGUGAUUAUUUUUGUUCGAGUAUGUCUAUAAUUCAGGUUCAGCAGCAUUAGGGCCAAAUCCAUGAUUACUUUUGUGUAUAGUAUUUCUCUGUAACAAACAAGAUUUCUCUCUUGCACUUCUCAGUUAAUUUUUUUAUUAUUAUCGAUUUAGAAUGAUAGAACAAUAUAAACUCAGGCAGUCAGGGAGAGAACAAGCUGUCUUUAUUGACUGAUAAGGGUAAGUUUACUUAUGUUUUCAAUAGGCUGCAGAAAAAUAACUUUAAUUUGUCAGUCAAUGACUCCAUGUGACACAAACAGCCUUAUAACUCAUUUUAAAGCUGAUUCUUACCCGUUGGAUCCUCAUAUUCAUUGCAGCGCAGCUCUCACUUGAAAUGAACCAUUUCAAGAAAAAUGACAGAAAUUUUACAGAUUUCAGAGAGGUCUUGUGCACCAAUGAAGGUCCUCAUAAACCUCCGUAAUACUCUUGGCUUGAUGACAAGCACAAGACUUUCUCAGGAGAAUGAUUUAUACCUCUAGUCUUUCGAACUAAUUUUAAGCUGUAUUUAAGUUCCCCCGUGCAUGUACCCGUUUCAUACUAGUUUAAUACAUUAAUCAUUGUCUAGUUUAGUUUAAGACUACUCUUGUCAAAUUCACCCAAAUCAUUGAAAUGGUAAGAGGAAAUGAAAGAAACGAAAAUUAAUGGAUUGAAAAAAUUUGCGAGUGUCUAAAAUUUGAAUUAAGUCAUAGCAAUGAAUGUUCAAUAACUCUCGGUAGAAGUUGGAGCUAUGUUUCCUAUGAACUGAAAACAUAAUGAUGUCACCAUGCUACUUAGUCACUUAUUUUCAAAUUAAUCUUCUUCAGUAUCUCCAGUUGAAAAAAUUAUUUACAAUAUUGUAAACUUUUUAAAAAUGAAUUUUCAUAUGACUAUUAAAACUACUCUGGGUUCGUCCGCUUAUCAAUAAAUCUCUCCGGCUGAAAUGAAUGUAAUGAAAGAAUUUUAUUGGGUAAAAUUGAUUCAGAAAUCAAGAGAUGCUUGGAUGCUUGUCAACAGAAUUUUCCUUUUCUUUGAGCCCAACUUCAUUGAAAAUUUAUUUUUAGAAAGUGUAAGCCUCUCAUAUACUUCUGAAUUGCUUUACAAACACUUUUUAUAUUCUGGGUAAAAUUUUAAUCUCCUUAUUUCCUUUGAAAACGGUAGCUCGAUAAAAUCGACGACUAUACCACUUCUUGAAGAAGAUAUUUUUGUUCCUUUUCAGCAUCGAUCCCUCAAAGCCUAUGAACUACUUAAGAAUGUCACUCUCAUUACUAAGAAACAUUUAAUAACUGGACGGAAUGAAACAAAAUCAGUCUAAUUACAUUAUCUAUUGCCUUAUUUGUUCUGAUUCUUUACUUUUCAACAAAAAACCAAGCAGUUUUUCUGCACCGAGACUUAGAGUUUGUGUCAUUUGUAAUCCAAAGCAAAUUCAGAAAAAGUUUUGAACCAUUAUGUUCAAAAGUUUUUGCUUCAAGCAAUGAAACAUAAGAUAGAACUUGGCAAUAUAGAAUGCAGUCAGGCUAGUUUUAUGUAAUGCUGUCCAAUUGUUGGAGCCUUUUUAGGGGGGAUCGCUAAUCAGAUGAAUAUGUAUAUUUCACUUUUUAGAUCCAUCGGCUGACAAUUAAUCACUUUCAUUGUAUGCUUUUGUGCUCGUUGUAUUGAUUUAUUCAUGAUACGUAAGAGAACAUUGCAUUGUUUAAGGACUUAAAGAGCCUGUCAGUUUGAUGUUAGAUGUGUGAGGGUCCCCCCUCCCCCCUAAAAAGUGAAAGUUCUGCGUUCUUGAAUUUUACUGUUAUUUUAUAGGUUGUAUUAUUUGAGUGAGAGACUUCUACUUAUCUUCUGUCUAAGUGUCCACCACUAUUCGUACAAUUUGGUGAAAACUCUUAUUUUUGGGUUCUUUCUUUUUCAAUGACUUCUCAAGUUUCAACUAUAAAAUGUUAUUGUUGUGAGUUGUGUGCAACUGUUUUCCGGUUUCUCCGUCAAAAAUUUAGCAGAUUUUUCCUUUUGAAGCAUUCUGGCUUGACUUCAUAAAUUUUUUUAACCUUUAAAAUCAAAGUUUUUGCAUUUAAGGGCAAAGAAGCUUCAUUUUAUCUUCUUUAGAUUCUUAGAUGGGCACAGUAGAAUAUGAUGAUAUGACAAUCGAAUAAGUACCUACAUAUCGAAAACGUAAUCUGAUCAGUAAGUUCUCUCUCAUUAAUCGGAUUAAAUUGUAUCUUCUUGUAUCUCUCUGUAAUCUUCUUGUAUCUCUCUGUAAUCUUCUUGUAUCUCUCUGUAAUCUUCUUUUUUCUUUUAUUUCUUUUUAUUUAAAACCAUAAGCCCUUAUCAAGUGGUGGCUGUAAAAUUUGGAGGAAUUCUCCGUUCUUAAAGUGUCACUAUCAAUUUGUUCUUGCAAUAAGAAAAAAGAAUUUGUCAGAAUUUAAGAUUUUUUCUAAGUUAAUUAGUUUCUACGCAUUCAUUCUCUUCUGAGUUACCCGUAUAAUUUGUAUCUUGGGAGCUCUCGAUGUUGUUUUUCUCCACACAAUUUUAAUUUUAAUGCAUUUAUUAUGAAUGAUUUCAGUGACAAUGCAAAAUCUGUCUUCUCUUUUGCUAAAAUUGUUUCCUGCCAAUGUAUUACUUCCAUCUUACUGGGCCAUUCUUUAGUUUCUCUCUUUUAUUGAAGAAAUGCGUGCUUUCCUCAGAUUUUUGUUGGGUCAUUUUUACUUGCUCAAAAUGAAAUUAAAAUUGUCUGGGAUGGUAACGUGAGUGUAAUCGCACAUACCUUAUUUUAUAAAAUCUGCCGUUGUUCAUGAAGAUGUACAAUUUACUCCCACCUGAAGUCAUUUCAGAUUUUCAUUUUACCUCGAUAAUAGCUCUCAUCUUUUAGCGGUGGUGUUCAUUUCUUUAAUUUUCUACUGACCAAGAGUUUUCAGAAUCAACUUAAUUCUGUAGUUUUGCAUCUUGAGAAAUAUUUGUCUCUUUAUCAGCAGCACUUGUCGCUGCAUUUACCAAGUCCAAAACUAAAACUCAAGAAACAACUCAUACCUACAUACAUUGUUUAGUUUUGAAAUGUUAAUUCAUGGUUUGUUCUUUUAACCUAUCACCUACUUAAUUUUUUUUAUUUAAAUUGGUGCAAUAUAAUUAAAAAUAAUAAUAGCACAUUUUCAGGAAUGAAAUUGGUUAGUUUUCUGAGAAAAUAUUGAAAUUUGUAAGAACUUCUUCCAACACUGCAACUCAUGUAUAUUUUUGUAACAAAGCCAUCAAAGUUUGAUUUUAUUUUAGCUUUUUUUUCACUUUAAUGCUCAUUAAUUUUGCACCGUACCACUCCUUUGAACUUUUUUUCUGACCAGUAUCAUUGUAAUUAUUAACUUAAUAUUUAGGUGGCAUUAUUCCUAAUGCUAAGCUAGUAGUGAGAAUGUUCUAACUCAUCUGCAAAGAUUAUAUUUUUUUAACUGUCAUACACAGAAUUAUAAAAUUAUUUUUAAUGGCUAAAUACUGAUGGUGAAACUAAGAAAACAGUUAUCUUAAUUUGCGGCAGAGCGAUUUUCCUGUAUCAUUUAUACAGCUGAAAAAUUAUACCAAACCGUUUCUGAUUUGCAAAAAUUUCCAUGAUUUUUCUGUAAUUGCUCAUCCAAAAUAUUCCUCUAAAAUGUUAUGCUAAAGUACAAAUCAGCUUUCAAUCAAAGAAAUAACAUAAGACCAGGAAUUUAGAAACAUCGCAAUCGAGAUGUAUGCCUUUCAAAGUUUCACCAUCGGUUUUCUCUGAGGUUCAUCUGAAAUUGGUCGAAUUUACAAUUCUUUUAUUGUCAUCACAGUUACUGUAAUUAUUUUUGUUAUGAUUUACAUUCUUCCUCUAAGUUACAUCUCCUUGUUUGAAUAUUUUUUGUGUAGAGACCCUUUGUAUCUGGAUCAGAAAUUUAUGCUUAAAUUCAUAUUGCUUGAAAGGGUCGAGUAAAAAAAACUCAAAAAGUGAUUGAAUUUCUGAGCCCUUAGCAAAUCCGUUGAUAUUUUGAUCGAGAUUGAAAUCUUGAUCAAGCCCUUGCAUUUUCAAGUAGGUUUUUUCUUCAUAUUUUUGUAUUCAAGCAUUUUAGAAUCUCACGUUUUUUUGUUUUUGUUUUUUUGUAAAACCAAGGACUGGCUGAUCAGUCUGAAGACAAGAAUUUAUGUUAUUUCCUGUAAGUGUAUAAAAAGUCAUUAAAAGAUGCUCUAUAUUUCUGAAAAA
Molecule: messenger RNA, 8559 nt
Organism: Bemisia tabaci
Lineage: Eukaryota; Metazoa; Arthropoda; Insecta; Hemiptera; Aleyrodidae
Product: sulfhydryl oxidase 1
Biological process (GO): protein folding
Cellular component (GO): Golgi membrane
Molecular function (GO): protein disulfide isomerase activity; flavin-dependent sulfhydryl oxidase activity
Source: RefSeq, a predicted model, not a curated record